GUGGCUUUGGUAGAGCUUUUCUCCCUCCUCUGCUCUCCCCUCGCCCCCCCUUUCCCCUCCGCAGCCCGACGAUGCUGGACACCAUCAGCAGCCAGUACGACUCCUUCAUCUACUGGAGGAUGCCCAUCCCGCGGCUGGACGUGGCGGAGCUGGAGGGGCUGGGGCUAGCUGACGUGGCCCUCUACAAGCCCAAAGGAGGGUUGGGCAAGCUCACCGGCCAGCGGGACCGGGCCAGCCAGGACAUCUCCGAGGACGAGGACAGUCUGCUGCAGUUCAACAGCUUCAAUUUCUGGAGGGCUCCCAUCGCCAGCAUCAGCGCCUUAGAUUUCGAUCUAAUUUUCUGGUUCCCCACCCAAUUAAUCAACCCCUUCAAAAAUAACAACAACAAAAAAAAUGCUGCAUUCACUCAAGUGGAAGCUUUGCAUUUCCCUCGGGGGAGGUUUUCACCUGCGCUCUCUGUGGGCUGA
Messenger RNA from Calidris pugnax (ruff), 467 nucleotides. RefSeq names its product protein AF1q-like. The transcript has a single exon. Gene Ontology annotation, biological process: positive regulation of DNA-templated transcription; apoptotic signaling pathway; positive regulation of mitochondrial depolarization. The record is from RefSeq and is a predicted model, not a curated record. NCBI's taxonomy places the organism in Eukaryota, Metazoa, Chordata, Aves, Charadriiformes, Scolopacidae. Bases 72 to 467 code for a protein of 131 amino acids. Gene Ontology annotation, cellular component: nucleoplasm; cytosol.